Messenger RNA from Candidula unifasciata, 291 nucleotides. Lineage: Eukaryota; Metazoa; Mollusca; Gastropoda; Stylommatophora; Geomitridae. The record is from the annotation of a GenBank genome assembly.
AUGGAGUACAACAAAAAAGAUAAAAAAAAACCUGUCAUAGAUAGUCUGAAAGACGAAUUCGAAAGCAAUGCAGAAUGGAGGCUACGCAGGAAGUUCUUAGCGUCUAAUGUAGAUAGUCUUCCUCUGAAUAGACUAGUUUGCCUUUCACGAUGUUUCAUCAAUGUAGCUGUGUAUGGCUGCGCUUACCCGAGUGGUGUCAUGCAGGAGAUCCGUGAGAGAAGCAACGGUAUACUGGAGGAGGUUGAGCAGGAGAAGAAGUUAGACAAACAGCAGGCGUAUAAGCAGUCCUUU